Messenger RNA from Emiliania huxleyi CCMP1516, 3045 nucleotides. RefSeq lists its product as hypothetical. Gene Ontology annotation, biological process: monoatomic ion transport; transmembrane transport. The record is from RefSeq and is a predicted model, not a curated record. Lineage: Eukaryota; Haptophyta; Isochrysidales; Noelaerhabdaceae. The transcript has 4 exons. Gene Ontology annotation, molecular function: monoatomic ion channel activity; calcium ion binding. Bases 1 to 3045 code for a protein of 1014 amino acids. Gene Ontology annotation, cellular component: membrane.
AUGUCGCUGCGCCCAAAGUGGUGCCGUCGCGCCUUUGCAGUUCAUAUUUCGGACGCGUGGACUUACAUCAUCUUCUCAGUGUGCAUCGCCCACACGCUGCUGAUCCUGUGCGAACCUAUCACGACCAUCGACAAACCACCGGAGCGGGGCUACAUCUGGCCUGAUGAGACUGGCCUUGCCUCGGCGGCCCAGGCGCUCGACAUUCUCUUUCUCCUCCUUCUGCUGUGCGAUGUCAUCCUAAAGAUGACCUAUAUGGAGCCACGCAAGUGGUGGAAGAAGCGACCAAACCAGCUCUACGCUCUGCUCCUCGGCUGCCUCAUCCUCGACAGCCUCCUCUUUGCCGCUGGCGGAUGGCGUCCUCUGCGGUUCGUGCGACCGACCCUCAUCCUUGUGCGCAGCCGGACGCUGCGCCGCAGUGCUGCGUCCAUUCUAAACAUAUGGAGGGUGCUGCUGUACGCGACGCUCUGCCUCGUCGCGGGCAUGGUUCUCUUCGCUGCGACCGGGUGGCACUUGUUUGGUCCUGUGCCAGGGCAACCUUUGCCGCCGCCACCUCCAUCUGCAGCUGAUUCGAUGCUGCCACUCAGCACCAACGCCUUUUCCGACAUCGCGUGGGGUUUCUCAUCUACGUUUCAGCUACUGACGACGGAGAACUUUCCUGAGGCUGCGCACUACCAGCACGUCCUGGGAAAGCAGGACCUCGGACCCUUUGCCAUCGCCUACUUUAUUGCCUCGUGGUACCUCCUGGCUUUCAUCCUGCUUGCCAUCAUGACGGCGGUGAUCGUCGACUCGUACUGGCUCGUGAUGAGGGGGCAGCUCGCAAAAGAGGGAAGGAAGGAGCGCAAGACGCUGAUGCAUGCCUUUGCACUCCUCGACAAGGAGGGCAAGGGAUACAUUGGGAUGCGCAUCUGGGAGCGCUUCCUCCGCGAGCUGAUGCCCGGAGCCUCAGGCACCGAAGCGCGCGUGCGGUUUGCUCUGAUGGACCUCGAUCAUCGCGGGCAAAUCGACGCCAUAGAGUUCAUGCAGAUCCGGUCACAGCUAGAGAUGCGGCUGCACGAGCAGUCGGGCCCGUCGUUCGCUACCCACUCCGCCAGCCACCCGGCGCUCAAGUCGCUGCUGAGCACCGGUGGCUCGUUGCUUGACGCGUUUGCACGCGUUGACCCCCGCUGGCUUGAGCUCCUCGACAUUUGCUUGUCCACGUGCCAAUUUCUGCUCCUCCUGGCCCGCGACACUGCCACCGCCUCCUUCUGCUUCUUCACCGGCAGCGCAAUCAUCUUUGCCUUUCGCGCGGCGCUGCACGCGCGCACUGCAAGCUUGAGAACUCUGCUGAUGGCGGACUGGUCGCGUUUCACGGACCUGUUGUUUUACUGCGUUGCCCUCGUGCUCUACGCGCUCAUGUUCGCACGCGUCUUGCCGCCCGAGCUUUGGGCCUUCCUCCCCGAGCUAAUCAUUACGCUGAGGCUGCUCUACAUCCUCCCCUUCUUUCAUCGCGCACUGCCACUCCUGCUCCGAAUCAUGCCUAUCAUCUUCUCCCUCACCGUGCUGAUUGUGCUCUGCAUGUCCUUCUUUGCCGUUAUCGGCAUGGAGGCCUUUGCGGCCUGCAGCGUGUCCCAGGAGGCGUGGCUUGACAGUGGCGUGCGAAACGACUCGAACAUCUACUACAACGCGUACAACAAAGAAACGAGGUCGUACUUUGCUGGCUUCCACCUCGCGAUGCUCACCAACGUGCAGAUCCUCAUCACAAAUGAUUGGCACAAAGUGAUGUUUGCGACGGGCGAGGCAGUGUGCGACGAGGCGGGCCGGACGCGCAGCAUUAGCGCCCACAUCUACUUCAUCGUGGUCUAUUACGUGUACCAGAUCAUCCUCUACCCCGUUCUGCUCGCCCUUGCAACCAAUGCCUUCAUGCGCUUCUCCUCCGAGAACGGCAAGGCGGGGAGCGAGGCCUCGAGUAGAGGCUCGGGCGGCUCGGGCCGGUCGUGGUCGGCGGUGGCGAGGGACACCGUCAAGGUGGACCUCAUGCGGCGUGCAGGCAAGGACCGCGGCGCAAGGGCACGGCGCUGGGGACGCCCCCCAGCGCAGCAGCCGGCCCUCGGAGGGAGCGCCGACGCGGCCUCGUGGUCUAGCCGAUGGAGCGCCGAGAGCAGCAGGCCAGCGCGUGGGUCGCGAGUCGUCCCGCUAACUCCGGCGAGUCCAGAGACGACGGCUGCCAUGGACGACGAGGAGUCCGUCAUUGGGGCGCGCCGCUGCAGCUCGGGGGAGCCGUCUCCGCAGAAGCGAUCCGACGCCAACAACACCUGCUACCGCGUUCAGAUGCUGAAGACGAAAAACUACCGAUUGGACGGAUGGCGGCGCGAUCUCAUGCGCGCUGAGCUUGGCGACGUCGAGGAGCAGGAGGCUGACGACCUCGCAAAGUCCGCGCGCAUCGAGAGCGCCAAGAUCAUCGCGAUGCUCCAAGCGAAGCGGUCGGGGUCGGAGGCGCGACCGUUGAUGCACGCGCGCACCCAGGAUCUGAAUCAGUGGGCGCGAACCGCGCGGCGUGCCCUGCGUGGGUCCACCGCCUCCAGACCGACGUCGACGGCGGAGCGACAGGAGGAGCCAGGCACGGAGGCCCAACCUGCGGGCACGCAUCCGGCGCCGGAGGCGGUGCAGAAAACCCCUAGCCGCGUCAAGUUUGCUGCUGAGCCGGAUACGCACGGGGCGGCACCCCCGGCGGGACUGUCGCACCGGCGCGGCUUUACUUUCAAAACUCUCGCCGUGCCUGGCGACGAGGCGGAUGAGGAGGCGCAGGAGGUGAGCGAGCCGUCGGUGGGCGUGGCAAUGCGGCGCGGCUUGCAGAAGGCGCGCUCCGUCGUCCUCUUCAACGAGCUGGCCACGCCAGGCGCGCGCCACGGGGGCGCUGGAUCGGCGCUUUCGGACGGCACCGUGCUCGUGGUCCCCGACUUUACGUACGAGGACGAGGACGGCACGGUGGAGGGCAGAGCCUCCAAGCAUGUGACUGGUGACGCCUACGACUACUACCAGCGCGCUCACAAUCCGAGCAAAGUCUAG